Symbiodinium pilosum is the source of this 534-nucleotide messenger RNA. The record is from the annotation of a GenBank genome assembly. Lineage: Eukaryota; Dinophyceae; Suessiales; Symbiodiniaceae.
AUGAGCAGCCAGCAGACUGGCCUCAUUACCAUCCGCACGGACGACAUGGAGACAGCAGGCGAGAUGGUGCAGGACCUCUGCAGCUUCUUGCAAGUGUCCGAACUUGAGUCCUCUGCCAACUUCCCAUCCGAGAUGGAAAAGUUCCAGCAAGUGCUCACGCGAGUCGACGAGUACAACGCUGUGCGCAUGAAGCUGACUGCUGAAAUGGCAGACAGCGCAAACUUGGUGAAGGCCCUCAUCGUAAAGGCAGAGGACUACAGGAUGCUGUCGGACAUGCAACAUCUGAAAAAGGUGUUUUCUGGCUUGCAGCAGACUAACAGCGACCUCAUCGCUGAGUACAAUAAGCGUGCCAACAAUCACCAGCAGCUCUUAUCGCAGCUGAAGGAAGUCAACAUGAUGAUCCAGAAAGCUGCAAAGCUCCGAAUGGGUAACGCCAAGGGCCGCGUUGUGGCUGCCUGCCGACAAGCCAUCAAGCAGAACAACAUCAUGGGACUCUUCCAGAUAAUUCGGACGGGCCAUGAUGCGUCUGGCUGA